AUGAAACUCCCCCUACUUCUGGCUCUUCUAUUUCAGGCAGUUUCAGCCCUUCAUCUAGGGACUGAAACAUCCAAAUUCGAGAGCCCCUUGGGAGAUGACACCCUGCCUCAGGAUAGGGAUAUCCCAGAACGUGGGGCAAUGGAGGCUCCUACGGAGGGACUCAUGCUGCUGGAGGGAGAGGAGCAGGGGGGCUCUGGAAGUGAAGAUGCCCCUGAGGAAGAGGGGCUUGUCAAGUCUGACUCAGCCCUAGAAGAGGUGGACAAAGACUUUCAGUGCCCUAAGGAAGAGGAUACAAUCACACUGGAAGGCAUCCCUGGAUGCAAAACCUGCCGCCUUACACUGUAUACUUGCCUGAAUCGCUACCGGGGCUUCCUCGUCUCCAUCCAUAGCUUCACCUCUAACUACCGGAUCCAGCGAUUAGCCAGAAGUGUCAACCAGGGUCAAAUAUGGAUUGGAGGUGCAGCCAGAGGCUCGGGUAGGUGCAGGAGCUUUUACUGGUUGGAUGGCAGUGCCUGGAAUUUUUGGUUGUGGGCUCGCGGCGAGCCUUCGGCCUCUGGUGGCAACUGUGUAUCCAUGUACACCCAAGGUCCCCUGGGAGAGCAGAGAGAGGAAGUAAUCCAGGCCUUUUCACCCUCUGAGUUACCUGUUCCUGGUUCCCUGUGA
This is a messenger RNA of Equus quagga, 663 nucleotides long. Its product is annotated as bone marrow proteoglycan-like. The coding region runs from base 1 to 663 and encodes 220 amino acids. The transcript is spliced from 5 exons. The record is from RefSeq and is a predicted model, not a curated record. Gene Ontology annotation, biological process: immune response. Lineage: Eukaryota; Metazoa; Chordata; Mammalia; Perissodactyla; Equidae.